Messenger RNA from Cantharellus anzutake, 786 nucleotides. RefSeq lists its product as uncharacterized. Gene Ontology annotation, cellular component: cytoplasm. NCBI's taxonomy places the organism in Eukaryota, Fungi, Basidiomycota, Agaricomycetes, Cantharellales, Hydnaceae. The record is from RefSeq and is a predicted model, not a curated record. The annotation marks the transcript as partial. The transcript has 3 exons.
CGACCCCCACCUCGUCAUCCAGCCUUAAACCCACAUCCAACAGGGCCACCUCUUUCACCAACCCUAGGUCCGUACCCAGGAUCGGCUCCCAGACCUACCAUUCCACAAGACACCUCGAGAAUACCACCUCCCCUUCCGAGUCGAAGGGAUCCUAACGGGACCCCGGCGGCCGUGGCUCCAGGUAGAUACGCACCCCCACAUAACCCCCCGCCGCCUCCAGCUUCGGGCCGCCAUGACGAUGGAAAUCCGACGUCCACUCCUGCAGGCGGUCAUCCUCUCUUGAAUGCUGGAAGAAUACUAGUUUAUCCAAACGGACACGAAUGUCAUAAAUGUCAUAACAUUGGGUAUAAAAACUUGGAUCCCGGUCACCCAUGUAGAAAGUGUUGGCAAAAAUACGGGAAACCAUACUCCGGACCCUACCUUCAGACAGAUUGGAAGAACCCACCUCCAAACUAUCAACGCCCUCUACCAAAAUUUACAUCUCCAUCUCAAACUCCAUCUCAAGCUCCACUGCAAUCACAACCCCAAUGGAUGCCUAAUCCAGCACUUCAAGCUCGAAACUCCCAGUACGCUCCUCAAAGUUUUGGCCCUCAUCCAAACGGACCGACGAUGACGUUCGUGUCUGGAGGACAGCCUCCAUCUGGUGCGUUGGUUGUUGGACCUGGCGAUCCUAGGAUCGGUGGAACGUUGUGCAGUGCGUGUGACGGGGAGGGGUAUUUGAGGGGAUUUCUCUUCUUUGAUAACGAGACUUGUUGGAGGUGUAACGGGGUAGGGAGGGUUUUUUGA